AUGUGGCUUUCAAAGGGUAGUAGCGCAGAAAGGAAUGGUGGUGGAAAUAGGUUGGUGGCAGUUGCCAUAGACAAGGAUAAAGGUAGCCAGCAUGCUCUCCGAUGGGCCAUUGACAAUCUUCUUAGCAGAGGACAAGCUGUCGUUCUCAUCCAUGUCAUACAUAAACCCCUAUCUGCUUCAUUUGGGAACAAUGGUGCUGUUUCUGAUGUCAAUGGAGCUGUGUAUGCUCAUAAGCAACAAGUCGAGAAGCAAACCAACGAAUUAUUCCUUACCUUCCAUUGCUUUUGUACCCGUAAAGAUAUACAGUGCCUUGAUAUCAUACUUGAAGAUACAGAUGUUGCGAAAGCGUUGACAGAAUAUGUUUCUUAUGCUGCAAUUGAAAACUUGGUUCUUGGUGCCUCAUCACGAAAUAGUUUUAUCAGAAAAUUCAAGAUUUCAGAUGUUCCUACCAAUGUCUCGAAAGGAGCACCAGAUUUCUGCACCGUGUAUGUCAUCUCCAAAGGAAAAAUGUCAUCAGUGCGGAAUGCCUCUCGUUCAGCGCCUUUCACUUCUCCUCUUCUUGACCAACUUCAUGACCAAGUCAAUAGCACUGGCUCUCUUGCUGAUGCAAGGCCCAAGCAUAGUUUUAAUCUAAAAGAUGUGGAACCUGUAGCAGCAGUAGAAAGAACACCAAGAAAGUCUCGUAGUGUGCAAGAUGACAACGAAUCAAUCAAAUCACCAUUAGUUGGAGGAAGAGGUUUACCUGGAAAGUUUGGCGGGGAGAUCUCAGAAUCAGAUACUGACAUAUCAUUUGUGAGCUCUGGGAGGCCAAGUAUCGACCACAUGUCUUCUACACUCUAUGACAGCGUGGAUUCUGUCCAGACAUCACAGCUUUCUACUAGCUCAGACCACAGCUUCGGGUCCAUCCGGCUGGGACCUAAGUGGACUGAUAUCAGCUCACUGCAUGAAUUUUCAACAUCCUCAUUUGAGAGUGGAAGGACGUCAACUUCGUCACAGGAUGAUGCGGAAGCUGAGAUGAGGAGGCUAAAGCUAGAGCUGCAAAAAACAAUGGAGUUGUACAGUACAGCAUGCAAAGAAGNUAGACUUAAUUGA
This is a messenger RNA of Ilex paraguariensis (yerba mate), 1092 nucleotides long. Lineage: Eukaryota; Viridiplantae; Streptophyta; Magnoliopsida; Aquifoliales; Aquifoliaceae. The record is from the annotation of a GenBank genome assembly.